Molecule: messenger RNA, 3587 nt
Organism: Peromyscus californicus insignis
Lineage: Eukaryota; Metazoa; Chordata; Mammalia; Rodentia; Cricetidae
Gene: Nedd1
Product: NEDD1 gamma-tubulin ring complex targeting factor
Exons: 15
Coding region: 120-2102 (660 amino acids)
Biological process (GO): microtubule nucleation; mitotic cell cycle
Cellular component (GO): ciliary basal body; centriole; spindle pole
Molecular function (GO): gamma-tubulin binding
Source: RefSeq, a predicted model, not a curated record
GCGGGGCGGGACUUCCGGCCGCCCAAGUUUAACAGUCCAGGCGGGAGCCGGAAGCGCAGCGCGGAGCGGGUGGAGCCGGGGCCCCCCGUGUGUGCUCCCCACGCCUGAGAGGUUCAGUCAUGCAGGAAAACCUCAGAUUUGCUUCAUCAGGAGAUGAUAUUAAAAUAUGGGAUGCUUCAUCUAUGACAUUGGUGGAUAAAUUCAACCCUCACACGUCACCACAUGGAAUCAGUUCAAUAUGUUGGAGCAGCAAUAAUAACUUCCUAGUGACAGCCUCUUCCAGUGGUGACAAAAUAGUGGUGUCAAGUUGCAAAUGUAAACCCGUUCCACUUUUGGAGCUUGCUGAAGGGCAAAAGCAGACAUGUGUCGAUUUAAAUUCCACAUCAAUGUAUUUGGCAAGUGGAGGCCUAAAUAACACUGUUAAUAUUUGGGAUUUAAAGUCAAAACGAGUUCAUCGGUCUCUUAAGGAUCAUAAAGGUGAAGUAACUUGUGUGGCGUACAAUUGGAAUGAUUGCUACAUUGCUUCUGGGUCUCUUAGUGGUGAGAUCAUUUUGCACAGCGUAACCACUAAUAUAUCCAGUACACCUUUUGGCCAUGGGAGUAGCCAGCCUGUCCGGCACAUGAAGUACUCCUUGUUUAGGAAGUCUCUCCUGGGCAGCGUUUCGGAUAACGGAGUAGUGACCCUCUGGGAUGUGAACAGCCAGAGUUCAUACCACAGCUUUGACACCACACACAAGGCUCCAGCGUCAGGCAUCUCCUUCUCGCCUGUCAAUGAAUUGCUGUUUGUCACCAUAGGCUUGGAUAAAAGAAUCAUCCUCUAUGACACUUCAAGUAAGAAGCUGGUGAAAACUCUAGUGGCUGAGGCUCCUCUGACCGCCGUAGACUUUAUGCCUGAUGGAGCCACUUUGGCUGUUGGAUCCUCCCGGGGGAAAAUCUAUCAGUAUGACCUAAGGAUGCUGAAAUCCCCCGUGAAAACCAUCAGUGCCCACAAGACAUCUGUGCAAUGUAUAGCAUUUCAGUACUCCACGUCUCUGAUGAAGGCAAGUUUAAGUAAAGGCUGCUCAAAUAAGGCCCCAUCAGGGACCAAACGGAGUGUUGCUGUGAGCAGCAGCGGUGGGGCUGCUCAGAAUUCUGGAACUGUCAGAGAAGUAACCACCCCUUCCAUUGCCACAGUUCUCCCACAGCCCGUGACGACAGCGUCGUCGGGCAAAGGAGCCGGUGCUGCCCAGGACAAAGCAGGCCUGCCUCGAAGCAUAAAUACAGAUAUUUUAUCUAAGGAAACAGAUGGUGGAAAAAGUCAAGAUUUCUCCAGCUUUGAUGAUACUGGGAAAAGUAGUUUAGGUGACAUGUUCUCACCAGUCAGAGAUGAUGGUGUAGUCAACAAGGGAGGUGAUGAAUCUGUAGGCAAAGGCGAUGGCCUGGACUUUCUGUCACAGCUGAACUCCGUGUUCCCCCCGAGAAAGAAUCCAGUCACUUCUGGCACUCUGGUCCUGCACUCCAGUCCUCUUAGUGUCUUUACGGGAUCCCCAGUGAAAGAGGAAAAUGAAAGUCAUGAGCUGACGGCUGAGGCAAAGAAAACUUACCUGGGGAAGCAGGAGCCUAAGGAGUCCUUGAAGCAGUUUACAAAGUUGAUCUCUGGUGCUGAACCUGGAAUUCUAAAUACCUCUCCAUCAUCUAACCAAACAAGAAAUCUUGAAAAAUACGAAAAGCCAGAAAAAGAGAUUGAAGCCCAGUUGAUACAUGAACCCUCCGUCAACGGAUCCUCAGCUCCAAUUCCAAAGGUAGCACCCUCUGUCAUCGCUGGAGUAGCCAGUUCCCUCUCAGAAAAAAUAGCCGAUACUCUUGGGAACAGUCGGCCAAAUGCACCCCUGACCUCGGUUCAAAUCCGCUUCAUUCAGAACAUGAUUCAGGAAACUCUGGAUGACUUCAGGGAAGCUUGCCAUAGGGAUAUUGUGAAUUUGCAAGUGGAGAUGAUUAAACAGUUUCAUAUACAACUGAAUGAAAUGCACUCUUUGCUGGAAAGAUACUCAGUGAAUGAAGGCUUGGUAGCUGAAAUCGAACGGCUUCGAGAAGAGAACAGAAGACUCCGGGCCCACUUCUGAGGACUCGGACGACCCUCAUUUUUUUAUGAGUUGGGAAGUUUCUGGCACCUAGGAGUGACAGAUUCAGUAUUGUUUUCAUGGCCUUGACAGUGGAUGCUGUGGCAGGCACUGUUCCACCUAUCAGCCAUAUUUAUAUUUUUAUAUUACAACUGCACAGAAUACUGUCUUCCUGAGAGGGAGGUCAACGGGCUCUUUAUGUUCUGAACGCCUUAGCUAGACACUAAGUGCCCUUUUCCUAAGAGAAGAAAAUGUGCGUAGAAGGAUAGGUUUAUAUUUUGUAAGUGACUUUUUAAAACAUAUUUUUGAUGGACAAAUUGUAUUCCAAAUUUUUUUUUUUUUUAGGUAGCCAACUUUUAAAACAUUGAUAUACCUUCUGUUUCAUGAAGAAAUAACUUUAAAGUGGCAAUUGGAUUUUUUUCAUGCUAUCGAUUAGUCAUUAUUUUGUUAGCAUGAUAACAUUAAGUAUGACUUAUUGCUUGUGUGUAUGGUACAUGUUGAAGCUUUGAGUUGUACAGAUACAUGGUACCUUUAGCAAUUCUGUCGCUGUGUUCUGAGGGCUCUCUACUCUGGUUACCGAACUUAACAUAGGAAAAACUUCUAAGAGUUUGGAAAAUUCAAGGGCUAUACAUCUGCUGAUUGUCUAAUGAAUUAACAGUGUGCAAAAUCAUACUACAAGGUUUUAAUCACCAUGGCUCAACUUAUAAUCAAUGAAAAUUUAUUGUAAGAUACUAAAUAUCACAAUAUUGUUGCCAUUUUUUUCCUCACAAAUAAAAAGCAUAGAUUAUUUUUUCUGUGCUUUGUACCAUUAACUUUCUCUAAUUAUAGUAUGCUACAAAUAGUAUUUUUCUAUUGUUAGCCUUACCAUAGUAUUAUUUAUAUAGGUUCAUCAUGAAAGGAAUUUGCACAUUGGCAGCAGCUCGACAUGCUCAUCUGCCUGCUGUGAUCCACUGUUUGAUAGAAUGUGAUGAGGAGCUGCUCAUCCAUCUACAUUCUUGUUGCCUCUUGCCCAAAGAUUUCAACCGUGUACUUUGUUUGUAUAUAGGUCUGUUGCCCAGUUUUGCUUUCUGGGAUCAAAAUAUUUACUAAAAUGCAGCUUAGUUUGCCAACUUUAUGGUUUUCUAAAGUGAUGGAAGGUGUAAGGAUAUAUUUAAUAGAAACCAAUGAAUAAUUAUUUCCAAAAACGAAACAGGAAUGACUUUUCCCAGGUGACUCAGAUGCUGUAGUCUUUUCUUGGCGGAUAUGGCGGCAUUAUGACUUGUAACAAGUUUCCUUAUAUGUCACUCAAACAAGGUUAGAAUGCAGAAGUACUUUGUCUAUACGCUAUAUUUUAAUAAAUUAAUAUUUUCCUUCUUUUAUCUAUAGCUGUAUAUACUGUGUAUGAAAAGGGGUCUGAUAAAACAGUUCAGUAAUUUUUUGUGUAGGUGAAGUGCUUGUCAUGACUUAAAUACCAAGUACAGUCAAUAAAUUUUUUGCAUUCAGAACAGA